AAAUAAUAUGUGAGAUCUGUUAAUCUUCCACAAACCCUUCCUCAACACUUUCUACUGCACUCUGCACCGACCUUCCUUCUGGUUCGUUUCCAUUUCUAAAGCAAAAAUCCCCAUUAAAGCUGAGGCGAAGCUCCUCAAAUCCCCACGCAAGCCACAGGCUCACAGCUGGUAGCUUUCUUUUGCACUGUAGCCAUUUCCAGUAUUUUUCUCCGAGUAGAUGAGACGACGGGGCCCAGAUUUCCGGCGACCUGCGAGGCGGCGAAUCCCGAAUGUCUUCUGGUUGACGCUUUUUGGAUUAGUGAUCUUGCUCUUCAUUGUACUGUUGAGCCGGGAGAACCAACAACCGGCCGCGAGAUCGGCUUACGCGAAGAGGUCCUCGAGGCAUGAAAAAUUCAUGGAAGGCCUUAACAUCACGGACGAGAUGCUGAGCCCUGACUCGGUCACCCGGCAGCUCAACGACCAAAUCUCCCUCGCCAAAUCCUUCCUCGUCAUCGCAAAAGAGAGCAACAAUCUGCAAUUCGCAUGGGAGCUCAGUGCCCAGAUCCGCAACUCCCAAAUCCUCCUCUCCAACGCCGCCCUACGAAGAACUCCCCUCACAGCCCCCGAAUCCGAAACUGCCAUCCGCGACAUGGCCAUUUUGCUCUUCCAGGCUCAGCAGCUCCACUACGACAGCUCCACCAUGAUCAUGCGGCUCAAGGCCAAGAUCCAAGGCCUCGAGGAACAAAUGAGCUCCAUCAACGAGAAGAGCUCGAAAUACGGGCAGAUAGCGGCUGAGGAAGUCCCGAAGAGCCUCUACUGCCUUGGGGUCCGCCUCACGAGCGAGUGGUUUCAGAACGCCAACCUGCAGAGGAAACUGGAGAACAACAGGCAAACGGCUUUGAAACUGAGAGACAACAGUUUGUAUCAUUUCUGCAUAUUCUCAGACAACAUUCUCGCCACGUCGGUUGUGGUGAACUCGACUGUCUCGAAUUCGGACAACCCUGGAAAAGUCGUGUUCCACCUCGUAACAGACGAAGUGAAUUACGCAGCCAUGAGGGCCUGGUUCACAAUCAACACUUUUAACGGGGUGACGGUCGACGUUCAGAAAUUCGAGGAUUUUACGUGGCUGAACGCGUCUUACGUUCCCGUUUUGAAACAGCUUCAGGACUCCGAGACACAGAGCUACUACUUCUCGGGCCACGGUGGCGACAGCCGGACCCCAAUCAAAUUCCGAAACCCGAAAUACCUCUCCAUGCUCAACCACCUUAGGUUCUACAUACCUGAAGUUUUUCCCGCCCUCAAGAAAGUGGUGUUUCUCGAUGAUGAUGUGGUCGUGCAGAAGGAUCUCUCGCCUCUGUUCUCCCUCGACUUGAAUGGAAACGUAAAUGGCGCUGUCGAGACGUGCAUGGAGACUUUUCAUAGGUACCAUAAAUACUUGAACUACUCACACCCGCUCAUCCGUGACCAUUUUGACCCAGACGCCUGCGGGUGGGCCUUCGGGAUGAAUGUUUUCGACUUGGUCGAGUGGAGGAGAAGGAAUGUGACAGGCAUAUACCAUUACUGGCAGGAAAAGAACGUGGACAGGACUCUGUGGAAGCUCGGGACCUUGCCACCCGGGCUUUUGACCUUCUAUGGGCUGACCGAGCCUUUGAACCCGUCAUGGCAUGUGCUGGGCUUGGGCUAUACAAAUGUUGACCAUCAGUUGAUAGAGAAGGGAGCUGUGUUGCAUUUUAAUGGCAACUCGAAGCCUUGGCUGAAAAUUGGAAUGGAGAAGUAUAAACCCCUCUGGGAUAAGUACGUCGAUUAUGGGCAUCCCUUGUUGCAACAAUGCAAUGUCCACUAGAUUUGGAAUUUUACGGGUUUUAUGUGGCUCUGCACAGGACGUGGAUUUUUUUUGCUUUGUACACGUUGAGGAGAUUAUGAGACGACUCUGUGGGCAGUGGGGUGAGUCGUAUAAUUAACCGUCCCCAGUUAAGUUAUUUCGAGCUUCGAGUUUGUUGUUGUAAUAUAUUAUAUUCUGCACGUUGUCUCAUUUUAGAUCUGCCUAAGCUAUUUAAAACCGAUUGCUCGUGUUUUUGGAUCUGUCUAAGCUAAUUACAAGUUGACUGGAUUUCUUUGCACCAACUAGUUCGUCUUGGUAGGGUGACUUACUUUUUACCAUGUUUCAUCUUCAGCUGUUCGAGAUUAUAGGGAAGGUGUAAUGUAUAUAUGGUGCACUCUGAAUUUCUUGAAAUUUAGAAUGCUACAUUUCACAGGAUAUUGAACUAUGGUAUCCUCAAGUAUCUCGUUAAUUAUAAAAUUAAGUGCUAAUGAUU
This is a messenger RNA of Striga asiatica, 2294 nucleotides long. The record is from the annotation of a GenBank genome assembly. NCBI's taxonomy places the organism in Eukaryota, Viridiplantae, Streptophyta, Magnoliopsida, Lamiales, Orobanchaceae.